AAGUAUCAAUGACACAAAGGCAUGUCCCAAUAGCGCUAGGGUAUAGCAGAAAAUGCAUAGAAAUUUUUGGUACAAGUAAAUGGUAACGUAGGUCAGAUUCAACAAAAUAUAUACCUAUUCAUCAAUCGAAGGAUAUGUCAGAGUAAAUGAGCUGAGCAGUAUUUUUCUAAGAAAAUGUGAUAAUACUGUCUAAUAAGAAUCAUGUGGGCAAUUCAAUUUUCUUUUCAAUUCAAUUUUAUUUAGGUAUAUGAUCAAUAAUACAAAAUUAAGUAGAAAAUGGACUAAAACAUGGAAGUUUAUAAAAAAAGAAAGAAAAAAAGCAAUACAUUUGUGUACCAACAAGACAGUUUUAAUAGUCAAUUAAUUGCACAAAAGUCUUUUCGGAUGAUAUAAUUAUAGUGGUGAUCACGUAUACCUGGGAUAGCCCAAUAAAGUACAAGUACCAAAAAACAGGGCUGCCAGUGGGCGUGGUCCCUUUUCCCAGUAUGUUAAAGUGGAAAAUCUUUUAAGAGCUCCUAGUCAGAAACUGCUGGCUUGAUUUUAAAAUGAUUUCACACAAAUGAUCCUUGUGUUACCCUCCACUAAGAUUGUUCAAAUUAUUCUGAUUCCUAAAAAAAUAUGGCGGCCAGUGGGGAUGGUCACUUUUCCCUAUAAUUAUGUAUUUAGAAAUCUUCUUGUCAGAAACAACAGCCCCAAUUUUAAAAUAGUUUUCUGUAUAAAUUACUCAUAUUUUUGUAAGCUUCACCUUGAGAGUAUUAACAUUUUCAGUAUGUUUCUUAAACAACAGAAAAAUGAAUAAUAUACUGUGCAAAUUUCAGAUUGACAAGUGUUAAAAUUAACAAGGUCAAAAAGUAAUGGUCCUUCUCAGCAAGCUAUGGCUGAUGAAAAGGUACAGAAGAGGUACUUCAUAGCAAAGGUGAAUAACUUCCCUUCAUUAAGACGAGCAGUACAAACCAGUCAAUGGGCGUGUGCGUUCAGGACAACUCCACCCCAGCCACAAGAUAUUCUAACACAGGCAUAUACACAAGGAACAGUUAUAAUCAUAUUCAGUGUAAGCAAUUGUCAUGGUUGGCAUGGUUACGCAGAAAUGUUGAAUGUUCCUGGUGAAGCAUCAAAGAGAACUGAAGGUACUGCUGAAGCUUCGAGAAAAGCUCAAAGUUCCUGUAAUACUUCAAAGGAAAUUAUUAAUGCUGAUACUACUGCACAGAGAGCUGAAGAUGUAAAUAAUUAUAUUUCAGAACAUUCAGAAAGUAUUUCAGUCUCCCAGGAUAGUGAAAGCUCACAGAUUGAUGUUAAUACUGGAAGUGAAAGCAAAAUCAGUCACCCAAAAUUUGAAUAUAAAAACUUACCUGGAAAAUCUUCAGAGUUUCUUUAUUUUGAUAUUAAUUGGAAAUUGAAUUACCAAGACUUUGGAGAACAGUGCUUGAAUUCUAAAAUGACUGAAGAUUUGUACUGUAUAGAAAAUCUCACAGGAAACAAAAUCCAAGUGAAUAAAUGUAGAAACUGGCAGGAAGUGGAAUCAGAAGUAGGGGUGGUAAUGUGUGAGAAAAUGCAGGAAUUGUAUGACAAUUUAUGUAAGAAACGUGAUGAAAAAAAGCUGAAGGAGGUGGAAUGUCUAGCAGAACCAUUCUACAAAGAGACUAAGGUAUUGACUGUACAGGAGACAUGGAUGAAGAUUGUUACUCAGGUUGAGCAGGAACUCGGCAAAGUUUUACUGGCUUGUCCAUUUGGGAGUCAAAGGUAUAACCUUCACACACCUUCCAGCGACACUGAUAUGUUCAUUGUGUAUCAAGCAAGGACUAGUGAUAUUCUCAGCUUCCAUCCACCAAAACAGACUAUCAAGAAUCACGAGAGUGAGUCAUGUGAUUACACUAUACAUGAGGUGUACAGAUAUUGUGAGCUGCUACUGAGUGGUGAUGCUAGGUGUGUAGAGACUUUAUUCCUUCAUGAGUCAACAGUAGUACAGGCUUCACAAGAGUGGCACAUUCUCAAACAGGGCAGGAAGAUGCUCCUGAACAAGGAAUGUUUAGAGAAGUAUUUGAGAGAUGCUCAAGGCAGCAAGGGGACAAAGUUUCUACAGAAAUGGUUUAAAGACCACACACAAGAGGAAGUUUUACCUCCCAAGAUGUGCAAGAUGGUUUAUGUUAUUGUCAGAUUGCUUCAGAAUGCAAGAGAUAUUGCUAAUGGUGAGGACCUCAAAGUGUACAGGGAAAUCGGCUCAUCUGAAAGAGACACUCUGAUGACAAUACGAGCUGGAAAUGUGCCUGUACUUGAUGCUUGGAAAAUCAUCAAUGAGUUAGAGACCAGUAUAGUUUCCAAGUCUGAACAAGUUAAGCAGAGAAGUGAGGAUGCUGAAAGAUUUCUGGAAGAUUGGCUGUUAACAUUAAGAUACAAUAACUUUCAGAAACUGAACUAAAUAAAUUUAGUACCGUUUAAUGACUGUGAGAGAUAAUGAUUUCUUAAAACUAACUUUAGUUUCCUGGGAAACUGAUAAAUGAUGCUUAGAUGCGACAUUUUUGAAAUAUCUACCUCAGUUCCAGAGAGCAUGGUACAUGCAGAUGAUAUGACCAAACACCUGCAGAUGUUCCUGGGGAACUAGUAAAUGACAUUAAGGUAGUUCUGCACUUUUGAUACACUGGAAGUGAUGGCGUAAUGUCAUUUGUCCGGAAAACGUAGAAUAAAGUCUGGGUUCGGCGUACGGAAAUGAAAAUCGUUUUAUGAAUUAAUAGAAACCUGUGGAUAAAUUCAUUACAAUGGCACUGUUGCUAAUUUCUCAAGUCAAAAUAUGAUAUUAAAACAUAUGACACACUAAACAAUUCAAAAUAAUGUCUUAAAUUAGCGUGAAAUGUCCAGGUGAAAUAUCUCAAAAAUAAGCACAUGGACCUAUACAUUUUAUUUCACCAAAUUAUAGGCCAUGUAUUUAUUUAUAACUGUGAGAAGUUUCAUCAAAAUCUACAUUGUAGAAAAAAUUCUAUUCGCGAAAAUGUUAUGAAAGUUAUGAUUUUCCCAUAGACUCCCCAUUAUGAAAUAUUGCGCGAGGUUCAAAUUUUUCAAAUCAGUCUAGCAAAAAAUCAAGCAGACGGUCCUACCUCUUUUAUAUGCUGAAUUUUCUAGGUAUAUUUUGAAGUUUUGAAAAAUCAGAGUUUAAUCAAAUUCUACAUUGUAGAAAAAAAUUCGACCCAAACGUGCAGAACUACCUUAAAGAGUGAUAGAGAUUUGUUUCAAAAAUCAUUUUCUUCAAGAUUUUGUUAUCUAUAUCUAUGUGAUUACAUUACUGGAGAACAGGACUGGUGAAAGGCAUUAACCAUUAGCCUGCUAAAUUUUUAAAAUGGACUAGUCCAUGAUUCAGUUUGGAUGUGCAGGCUGAUCUUGGUCUGCACUGUUUGCAAAGGCAGAAUCGCUUGCCGCCAGCAGACUAAAGGUUAAGACAAUAUAUAAUUAUCUGUCGUACAAGCCAGUGUACUCACUGAACAUAGAAGAUUUUUUUAUCAAAGACUAAUAUAAUUCUGUAGGAAAAAUUGACAUUGCAAAUCACAAGUGACAAGUCUAACAUGUAUGCAAGAAUAUAUUUUUCUCAGAAUUAAUAUAUUGUUCUUGAUAGCAUACCACACAGGAUUUUCCUGUUUUCAUCAGUGCUGGAAAAAACUGUCUUACACCCUGGGGUGAAAGAUAACUUAUGUGCUGUAAAUGACAUCAUUGAUUUGUUCUUGGCAACCAAAAUUUAAUAUCUCCAUAAUCGGCCAGAUAGCUUAAUAUCUAUCAAUUAAAGUUCUUCUGUUAAAUGUUUGGCUAAACUGAAAUAAGAUUAAAGGACAUGUUCUGAAUUUCAUCACUAAACUGGUGUUUUAAUAUGUAACACACAUGUUAACUAUGCAAAAGCAUGAAAAAUUUGUUUAAAAUUUUAUUCAUUAUUAUCACACCAUUAACAAAACACAUGAUGAAAAUAAUGAAUUGCAUGUAAAAAGUAAGAAAGCUGUAAAAUACUGAUGUUAACAAUACAUUGUCUUUAUACAUGUUUCUGUAUAUCUAUACAAAAUACUUAUUUAGUAAUACUUUUGAAUAUGCUUCAACAGGAUGACUGGUUGUUCAGUUCUCAUCCUGGUUGCCUGGUUCCUAGAUUAUAAAACUUAAGUUUGGAGACCAGUCUGAAAAUCUUCCUACCAGUUAAUUCAAAACUGAGCUUGGAAUCAUCCAGAUGCUGAUGUGUUGACCCAGAUCACAGAAAAACAAAGAGCUUUUUGUUUGCAGACAAUUCUGUUAGGCUGCUUUUUCUAUGAUAUAUUAAAAUAGUAGGAAAGAAAUUUAAUUUACUUGUCUGUUAAUAUUUGAUCAGUAUUCCUGGAGAACAGGUGAUGCAUGUCUCCGUAUGACUGCCACUUCAAAUAUUUGAUUUUUAUACACUAUAUAUAGUGAAACACUAUGUUACAGCAUCUAUAUAGCCCAAGUGGAACACCUUGAAAAAUAGAAGUAUUAAACUAUCAAAAUUAAACUUAAAAUUAAAAUUGAUCCUGUGAUACUAAGUUACAAUGUAAGAGUUUAUGAUAUCUAAAAUAAAUUGCAUAAAAGUAAAAAAGGGAAACUUAUCACAGUGACAAAAAAUAAAAUGCCACUCAGUUUUUUGGUGUAAAAUUCUGCAUAAGAAUGUGUAUACUAGUAUUCAGGUUUUACAACUGUUUAAAAUAUUCGAACUGUAUGUUCUCUUAUGGUAAUACAUUAUGUUGUUUAAAAGCUGAAUCAUAACGAAGAGUAUCAAUGUACUUUGUCAUGAAAACAACAACAUAUAAAAUCCUUACAAUGUAUAGCAAAGGACCAUAAUGAACUUAUACAAAAAUGAGUCCGGAACAGAAGAUUUAUAUAAAACCAGCUUUGGUGAAGUCUAGCUGAAGUAUAGUGUACAAAUUUAUCAUUGCCUACUUACUGUGAAAUAUGAAUAAAAAAAAUCAGCAAGAAUUUCAAAGUUUUGCAGGAGCCUCAUGAAACAUCUGCUAAACAAUAAUUUCAUAACAGAUAUACAUAUAAUAAACAAAGUAAAACUAA
Molecule: messenger RNA, 5037 nt
Organism: Mercenaria mercenaria
Lineage: Eukaryota; Metazoa; Mollusca; Bivalvia; Venerida; Veneridae
Exons: 7
Coding region: 875-2416 (513 amino acids)
Molecular function (GO): RNA binding
Source: RefSeq, a predicted model, not a curated record